AUGGGCAACUCGUCUUCAUCCUCGGGCCGUCAUCAGGAGGAUACGGUCGAUUAUGGUGCACUGGUUCCUCCAGGGGUCUACACCGGACCAAGAGAUUGGAACCAGGCAAUAGUCUCGCAACUCAUAGCGGCUCGCAAGCUCGCCCCUUUCUAUCGACCGCUCGAAGAAUAUGACGAAUCUUGGGACGACGACCAGAUUCUCGCCGCCAGAAAGGAGUUCCGUGACUCAAGCGGCGACCAACCUGAUUCUCAGUCUCGUUCUGACCACGGAAGCUUCUCGUCGUCGCACCAUAGCUCAAAGUCAUCCCACAGCAAACGUCCCAACGGUGGCAAGGAGUUUAGACCCGAGGUCGCUGUCUAUCGCGGUGCAAUCGAGUGUCCUAUUUGUUUCUUGUAUUAUCCUCCCAAUAUCAACCAUUCUCGUUGCUGCGACCAAGCAAUCUGCACAGAAUGUUUUGUCCAGAUAAAACGAGCAGAACCAACCACCACCCAUCUCGUCUCGGAACCAGCCGCAUGCCCUUAUUGUGUUCAGGAGAACUUUGGCAUCGUCUACAACCCUCCCCCUUGGCGAGCUGGCAUCGGUAGUGAAGGAGCCAGCCCGAUUACCCCUGCGGAUGUAAACCGUCGAAUUGAACAAUCUGCGAUCCCUUACCACAAGAAGCGACAGAAGAGCUAUAGCGCGGACAGUCCUGAGGUGGUCACCAUCGAUCAAAUCCGACCCGAUUGGGAGGCCAAACUCGCAGCUGUCCGAGCCGCAGUCGCUCGUCGUGCGAAUAGACGUAUCAUCAUGAGACAAGUGGGAGACAGGCUUAUUCCCGUCGGCAUCGGAAGAGUGCAGACCCCAGAAGAAGCUGCAGAGGGAGGCAACUCUGGCAGCAGGCGACGACGACAUCAUCCAGCCAAUGGAGAGCUCGGAACAAUAGUGGGGAUGGGAGGCCAGGACCUGGAAGAGCUAAUGCUUAUGGAAGCGAUGAGGCUAUCGCUGAUUGAACACGAAGAACACCAGAGGAGGGAGGCUGAGGAGAGGAAGAAGAAGGAAGCGGCAGAGAGGGCCGCUGCGGCGGAGAACGGGGAAGGGGAACCAAGCGACGCCCAAGGUGCUCCCAGUUCAUCGCAGGCUGCCCCCUCGUCUUCGUCUGCGGCGCCACCACCUUCAUCAAGCUCGAAUGACCCAUCUGGAAGCCUCGCGCCUAGUGGACAACAUUCGCGGAGCCCAACUCCAGACUCGAACAAUCGAACACCUCCCCCUUUCAGUACCAUGAAUGCCGCCCUGUUGACGUCCGGCACAGCGACUGCCUUCUUGAAUGCCUCGUCCGACCCAUCAUCAGGCUCGACCACUCCUAGCGUACCAAUACCCGCUGUUACAUUAACCGGUGAUGCUGUCCCAACGACUGGCCCAUCUCCUGAAGCACCGUCGGCUUCCUCUGUAUCCAGCUCCUCGGUUCUGACUGGCGACCUGCCUCGACCCGCUUCAUUAUCUUCAUCAACAACACCAUCAUCAGGAAGCUCCUUAGGGCCGGACCCCUCAUUGGCAGGCCAUGCGGUUUAUGGUACACUUCCCUCGUCACCAGAAUCCAUUGGCCAAUCCCCUCCGCUUGAAGCCUCCAGCAAGUCAUCUAACGACCGCGGAAACGCGUCAUUGCCUUCCGAUUCCAGCCCGACAGACGACGGCACAGCGCCCAGGUAA
This is a messenger RNA of Coprinopsis cinerea okayama7#130, 1686 nucleotides long. RefSeq names its product zf-C3HC4 type zinc finger. The record is from RefSeq and is a predicted model, not a curated record. The transcript has 5 exons. Gene Ontology annotation, cellular component: cytoplasm. NCBI's taxonomy places the organism in Eukaryota, Fungi, Basidiomycota, Agaricomycetes, Agaricales, Psathyrellaceae. Bases 1 to 1686 code for a protein of 561 amino acids.